Paraglomus brasilianum is the source of this 1293-nucleotide messenger RNA. Lineage: Eukaryota; Fungi; Glomeromycota; Glomeromycetes; Paraglomerales; Paraglomeraceae. The record is from the annotation of a GenBank genome assembly.
AUGCCUCCAACAUUACAGCAUAUACACCAGCUGCGUGAUGAAGGCCUCGCCUCCAUAUCGCUGAGGCCAGUUGGUUUCUACCCCCACGAGCAAACUAUUUCGGCAAAGAAUCCCGAGCUUUCAAAUGAUACGCUACCGAAUGACCGCUGCUUUGAAAACAGCAUGUCUACCACUGUCAAUGGCUUCCUAAACAUGGCAAAUUCGCAUAACAACAGACUGGAUUCACAGGAAGACUCUUAUGUACUCGUAACAGGCGGUGCUGGUUACAUCGGCAGUCAUACCGUUCUCGAACUAUUAAAGGACGGUUAUAAAGUGGUAGUUGUAGAUAAUUUCGUCAACUCGUGUGAAGAGUCGUUAGUUCGCAUUCAGAAACUGGCCAAGCAACCUUUGAAGUUCCAUCAUGCUAACGUCCUCGACGAGCAGACACUGACAGCCGUUUUCGAAAAAUAUAAAAUUUGGGCUGUUUUGCACUUUGCUGCUCUAAAGGCUGUUGGUGAAUCGACAAAAAUUCCGCUAGACUAUUAUUGGAAUAACGUGACAGGUUCCCUGAAUCUUCUCCGUGUGAUGGAAAAGUUCAGAGUUCACAAUAUAGUGUUUUCUAGUAGUGCUACUGUAUACGGUGAUCCAGAAGAGAGUCCAGUAAAUGAGCAGGGCAAUCUUGGUCCGGUCACCAAUCCUUAUGGGAAAACGAAACUUUUUAUUGAGGAAGUUUUGCGAGACAUGUGUAAGGCUAACAAAAAAUGGAAUUCAGUCAUAUUGAGAUAUUUCAACCCUACAGGUGCUCAUCCAUCUGGUAUAAUUGGUGAGAACCCAAAAGGAAUUCCAAAUAAUCUUAUGCCAUACGUUAGUCAAGUCGUGCAAGGGCGGCUGCCGUAUGUAAACAUUUAUGGUGGCGAUUAUGACACGGUUGACGGCACAGGAGUCCGGGACUAUAUUCACGUUUGCGAUUUGGCAACAGGACACGUUGCUGCUUUGCGCAAACUGCACAGUGAUCCUGGGUGUGUUGCUUAUAAUCUUGGCACGGGUGUCGGGUAUUCUGUCUUGCAAAUAAUCGGAGCAAUGUCACGAGCAUGUGGCAAAGAGAUUCCAUACAAAAUUACUGAUAGACGUCCCGGUGAUGUGGGAAUAGUCACGGCGGAUGCAAGCCUUGCUAAUGCCGAGCUGGGAUGGUAUCCGAAAUACAAUCUUGACCAAAUGUGCCAAGAUUUAAAUCGAUGGACUAGUACCAAUCCGUCUGGUUACCCAACACCAGCAUCCGAGACAAAAAGAAUUCUUCAAGAAAUGUCUUCGUAG